Camelina sativa (false flax) is the source of this 1248-nucleotide messenger RNA. The record is from RefSeq and is a predicted model, not a curated record. NCBI's taxonomy places the organism in Eukaryota, Viridiplantae, Streptophyta, Magnoliopsida, Brassicales, Brassicaceae.
AUGGAUGUGACUAAUGCUUUCCUUCAUGGAAGCUUAGACGAGGAGAUCUACAUGAGUUUUCCUCAAGGCUAUACUUUUCCGGGUGGUACACAACUUCCUCCUAAUGCAGUUUGUCGGCUCCAUAAAUCUCUCUAUGGUUUAAAGCAGGCUUCUCGCCAAUGGUACCACUGUUUUUCUGGAGUAAUCCUCAGAGCCAGUUUCACUCAGUGUCCUGGUGACAACACUCUGUUUGUCAAACAACGAGGAACACGGUUUAUUGCUCUCUUGAUAUACGUUGAUGACAUCAUGAUAGCUUCUAACAAUGACAAUGAUUUACAGGAGGUUAAGACUAUCUUGCAUGCUGCUUUCAAGAUUAAAGAUAUGGGAGCUCCUAAGUUUUUCUUGGGAUUAGAAAUUGCUCGUAAUAGCAGUGGUAUCUCUGUUUGUCAAAGAAAAUAUGCUCUCGAUAUCUUGGCUUCAACAGGGUUGUUGGCUUGCAAACCUUGCAGUGUUCCUAUGAAUCCCAGUGUACAUUUUACAAAGGACAUGGGUACUCCCCUUGACUCUGCUCGUGCUACAUCUUACAGAGAGCUCAUUGGGGGACUGCUUUAUCUCACCAUCACUCGGCCAGACAUCACAUUUGCUGUCAACAACUUAAGUCAGUUUCUCUCUUGUCCUGCGGAUGUGCAUCUCCAAGCAGCAUACCAGAUUUGCCACUAUCUCAAAGGUAACCCUGGUCAAGGACUUUAUUAUGCUGCUAACUCGGAACCUUGCCUUAAUGUUUUUUCUAAUGCGGAUUGGGGUAAUAGUCCUGAAACUAGAAGGUCUAUCUCUGGCUUUUGUGUUUAUCUGGGAAAAAGCUUGAUUAGUUGGAAGUCUAAGAAACAGCAGGUUACUAGUCAUAGCAGUACAGAGUCCGAAUAUCGCAGCAUGGCUCUUGCCACUUGUGAACUUUUGUGGUUGAAUCAGUUGCUCAAAGAUUUGAGGGUUACUGUCACUUCACCUACGAAGUUGUUUUGUGAUAACAAGUCGGCUAUUGACAUCACCACCAACCCCGUGUUUCAUGAGAGGACGAAACACAUCGAAAUUGACUGUCAUACCGUUAGAGAUCAGAUGAAGAACGGGUUCUUGAAGCUCUUUCACGUUUCCAGUGCAAAUCAACAUGCUGACAUCUUGAUGAAAGCUCUCCAGCCGGGUCCUUUCUACUCUCUUCUUGGACGCAUGUCUAUAUCAAGUCUCUUUCAUCCUUCACAUAGUUUAGUAGUUUAG